AUGUCUCGUGUAUCAAAGGUUGCCUCUUUCCUUGCGCUGGCCUCAACAAGUCUGGCGCAACUCCCAAGUAUUCAGCCAUUUACUGUUACUGGAUCUCUUGAUGGUUGUGCGUCCACGGGCUCAGAAUACAAUGCUGGUGGUAGUGUCUCGGUCAACAACUUUGCAAUCGAAGUACCGAAAAAUCUCAUCGUUCAGUUCCCGGUAGUAUGGGCACCGUUCCGAGAGCUUUGUGAUGCUGGAGCCUUUGGUUUCGAGACUACAGUUGUUGGCAAUAUUGUCGACGGCAAAAUAAUUGCCGGCCAGAUCUCAGUCGCUCAACGCUUCGGUCUCGAGGGAAGCCAAGGCUAUAUCUCAAAGAUCAACGACGACGGUACGCUCCAGAUAGCUAGUGGGCCGACAGUCCGCAUCAACGAUCCAGAUGGCUUGUUCGGACCACAGUACGACUCGCAAAAGUACUGGAUCGCUGAUACAGCCAACCCUUCGGUAUCAUCUUUCUCAGGCUUCCCCAUGUGCAUACCGUACUCUGGAAACACCGCAAAGUGCUCGAGCUCCAAUCGCCCUUCCGGCCAAACAUUCACACCACAAGACCCCCUUGCCAUGGUACCUCUCAAGGUCGGCGAUUUCAUCGAAUACUCUGGUCUCAAGAACGGUGGUGGCGAGAUCCUCGCUUCGUCUAUUGUUUGCAUCAGCUUGCACAUUACCACUCAAGCUGGCGCGGACGUACCCAACUACAUUCGGGUUGAGGACUUUCUUGUUGGCGUACCAGACAACUCUGCGAAUGUAGAGUUUGCUGAUAUCCGUGCCAUCGGUUUCCUCUCCAGCUGUGCUGGUGCUACAGUUACCAUCAGUGCCAUUGAUGUCGACCCUUGUACGGGAAAGGAAACCUAUCGAACCAUCGGUACAACCCAGCCGAAGCAAGAAACUCGUUGCAAGUGGGAGGCUCGCAUCGCUCCGCAAGCUCAAGCUCCUUUCACCCGUGAGUACCGUAUCACGACCAACAGUCCAGUCCAGACGACCAAAGAUGGCAUCAAGGCAGGACAGUUUAUCGCAGCUGUUAGCGAGUGGAUCUUUCCCGAAGUUGAUGUCCCCGGAACAAACCCACCGCCGUACCCGUUCAAUGACAUCAGAGGCCUGGUACAAGGAGACUUCCUCGACGGCAAACAGUAUGGUCCUCUCUCGCCCUUCCCAGGCCCGACUCCACCAGCGCCAUCCAAGACCUGCAGUCCCGCAGAUAUCCCAGAUCCGAAUGCCACACCCACACCCACACCCUCACCUUCUCCCAACCCAGAAACACCUUCUGAACCAUCCACACCCCAGACCGCGCCAAUUGCUUCCAUUGCCACUUUUGCAUCUGCGCUCCGUGUUGGCACAGAUGUCACACUACUCGGCUCCAACACUGCCUCUGGCCUCAAAGACACUGAUCUGAACUUUGCCUGGACCAAGACCACACCCUCCAGCCCGGCCAUUAGCAUAAUCAAUGCCAACAGCCCCAGCGCCACAUUCCUCGCACCGAAAGUUACAACAGAAACCUCCUUCACCUUCGAACUGACCAUUACCUCCAAAACCGACACUACGAAAUCUAGCAAAGCAACUGUCACUGUCAAGAUCAACCCCACGCUCGCUGACACUGUCACUAUGGAUACCUACACAUGGGAGUCACGGCAAUCAGGCAGUAUAACCGCGUCUUGUACUUCCAAUGUCAAGAACGGGGAUAACAAGAGUAUGACGCUGCUUCUUAAUGGAACAACAAGACGCACCAUGGUGGCCGUGAGUGGGCAGCCGGGAAAAUGGACGUACAGUGCUAGGGACACGGCAAGGCCGACUAAUGUCAAGUGCGUGAGUGAUUUGAAGGGAGAGAGUGCGCUUAGGGCGGGGACUGCUACAACGAGGAAGAGGAGAGCUUUUAUCGCCUAA
Alternaria burnsii is the source of this 1914-nucleotide messenger RNA. RefSeq lists its product as uncharacterized. Bases 1 to 1914 code for a protein of 637 amino acids. Lineage: Eukaryota; Fungi; Ascomycota; Dothideomycetes; Pleosporales; Pleosporaceae. The transcript has 2 exons. The record is from RefSeq and is a predicted model, not a curated record.